Vanessa atalanta (red admiral) is the source of this 5528-nucleotide messenger RNA. RefSeq names its product ras-related protein Rab-30-like. The coding region runs from base 252 to 860 and encodes 202 amino acids. The transcript has 4 exons. Gene Ontology annotation, molecular function: GTP binding; GTPase activity. Gene Ontology annotation, cellular component: trans-Golgi network. Lineage: Eukaryota; Metazoa; Arthropoda; Insecta; Lepidoptera; Nymphalidae. The record is from RefSeq and is a predicted model, not a curated record.
GUACAUAAUAUUAUUAUAUUAUACUGUGUGUGUUGUUUUCGCAUCUCAAAACGGAUGUUAAAUCCAAAUAAAAUAUUUUAAUCUUAUCUAUAAUGUUUAUUUGAUCGUACAAUAAUCGGGUUGAUAGAAUAUCAGCAUCAUAUCUUAAUGUAAUGCCUGUCAAUUCACUAAAGCGUAACAGUGAACGGGGGAGAUAAUUUAUUGUAAUUCCUUUCAGUUAGUUUUCAACUAAAUGUUAUUUGGUGCUCAUAAUGGAAGAUUAUAAGUUUCUUUUUAAAGUUGUGUUAGUGGGUAAUGCUGGUGUCGGUAAGACCUGUUUAGUGCGAAGAUUCACACAGGGCUUGUUCCCACCAGGCCAAGGUGCUACAAUUGGUGUUGACUUUAUGAUCAAAACUGUGGAAGUCGACGGAGAGAAAGUGAAGCUACAAAUAUGGGAUACCGCAGGACAGGAGAGAUUUAGAUCUAUAACUCAGAGUUAUUACCGCUCUGCACAUGCAUUGAUAUUGGUGUACGAUAUAUCUUGCCAGCCUACCUUCGACUGCUUGCCAGAUUGGCUCAGAGAAAUAGAAGAAUAUGCUAGUCAUAAGGUUCUUAGAAUAUUAGUUGGUAAUAAAACUGAUAGAGAGGACAGAGAAAUCCCUCGGCAUAUAGGAGAAGAUUUUGCACAAAGACAUGGGAUGUAUUUCUUAGAAACAUCGGCAAAAGAAGCAGAGAAUGUGGAAAGGCUGUUUAUGGAGAUAGCUGUUGAACUAAUGGAGCAAGCAAAAUGCAAGGAGUUGCCCAAAUAUGACGGCAGCCUAGGUCCAAUCAACGGCAAGACGACAUCUGUAGGUGAUGGCUCAUGCUGUCUCCGAUCGUAAACCUAACGAAUUUAUCUCAUUGAUAUUACUAGUGUUGUAAAACUCGUUGUUUUAUAGAGUUAAUUUAUUUUUUGAGUAUCGACGAUGAAUAAUCGAGGAUUUUGUUAUCAUGCUUUACGUGGUUUUUUUGUUUAGGUGUCGGUUUUGUUUAUGGUUUUUUUUUCUCACGUUGAUAUGAAAACUCAAUGCACGCAUAAUUAAUAUUUACGUGUAGGUCUGAAUGAAUAUAACUUAAAAUACAAAAUAUAUGUUAUGAUUGGUUAAACAAACCGCUUAAAACUUAUUUGGUCGUUAAUUUAGUGAUACUGCUGUUACUUUUAUAUUAUUAAAAGUAGUAUAUAUAGGCAAAGGCUAAAUAAAGCGAUUCCUAAUUUAACCGAUUUUGUGCAGUUCGUCUUUAUUCUUCAUGAUGUAAAAGUAAAAACUAUAGAGCAAGGGAUUAAAAUAAUUAGGAAGACUAAUACUAUAGGGAUGUAAAAGGAGAGUCACUGAGCUAUUAUAUAGUGAUGUUUGUCGCUGUUAAAAUAUUAUUAAAUAAAUGGUGGUUUUACUAAGAUAAAUGAAAGUUAUAAAUUAAAAUCGUAUUAAUUCAGUCUUACACAUUUAUAGAAAAGUUUUUAAUUAUUUUUCCUUAAUCACAAAACAUGAAAUAAAUUAUCUCUAUAAAAACACUCUAAACUUAAUAUUUUAAUGUAGAGCUGAAAUCAUUCCAUUGCUUUUAAGAAUACACUUUGUCACAAUUUCAUGUUUAAUUUUUACAAUACAAUUUUUUCCGGAAAUGUUAUGGAUACUUAACAUAGGAAAAAACUAUAAUUUUUUUUUUAUAUUUAAUGCAAAUAAGUCUAGCAAAGAGUAGUUGCCAUAACAGUUAAUAAUUUAACAUAUUUUAUGCCAGUCGUAUUUGAAAUAAUAUAUUGUUCUAAUUGCGCUUUUCAUAAUGACUGUAGCUUUUAAGAAGAUUUGGAGCCUAUUUCAUAAUGCUGCAUUAAUUCGAGUCUCCUAAUCACCUUAAUAUGCAGUGUUUGCUAAGUUAAGUUUCACGGUACCUUCUCAGCCUGAGCCUGCUCAGCAAAACAUAAUAAAACAUUGUAUACAUAUUACUAGAGACACGUGCGAUUGGUAUAGUUGCAAUAAUUAUGGUGGCUGCUCUCAAUAUUUGCCCUUUUUUAACCUACAUUUUACUCAUAAGUGACAUUGACAAAGGUUGUGAGGUUGGAGAUGAAAAUGUAUAGUAUUUUUGGUUAGUGUGUUAGUUAUUUUAUUAGUUUUAUUGUUGUAUUAUAUAAUUAUGUUAUCCUUAUAACUGAACGUUCUAUUCUUUAUUUUUGACAGUACACAGCCUCACUAGAUUGAAUAUAAAUUCACGGUGCUUAUAUAUCACAAUGAGAUUUGCUCUGAAACUGCCAAAAAUUGGGAACGGAAGGUUCAUUUUACAAUAUCACGGUUGUAUUUCAGUUAAAAUGUACACUUACUAACUUAACCUGAUUUUUAGUAUAUUUCAAUGGUCGGAGGAGUAAAGAUAAACGAAUCUUAUAUAUUAUACUUAAUUCUUAUGAUUUGCUUGAAGCUCUGGCAUAUUGUGUAUUUCAAACAAUUUUUGAUUAAUAUUUUCUCGUUUAAACAAUUUAAUAAUUUCCUUCGUAUGUUUCGAUGACAACUUACCCUACAAUCAAGGUAGAAUUUUUAAAGAAUUUGAAUUAUAUCAACAAAUUUAAGUCCUCCUGCCUUUGAAGUUGACUAUAAAAUAAUAAAUAUCUUUAUGCAAUUAAUGCAAAUGCUUCGUUCUUAAUUAUUCGUCAAGUUAUUCGCCAUUUUUUUUUAUAAUCGAACUAUAUUUAAGAUUAACCGGUGACAUAUACAUUGAUUUAUUUAUCGUUAUAUGAAGUCGAGGCAUAUCAUUGUGACAUGAGAUUGUGAUAGAGUUGUCGAGUUAACGGAUUUGCUGUUGCAAUUUAAAUUGUUUUAUUAUUAAUUUUGUUAGUGUAGUAGUCCGUGAAAGGUUAACUAGACAAUGUGUAGGUUUUAAUGUUAAUAAUUAUUAUGUAUUAGACUAAUGCCCGAUCUUGACUAUAAUUUAUUUAUUACUAGCUAAUUCCUGGUAUGUGUUGCAAUGUCUAUUUAAUAUAUAUUUUUUGUAAACAAUUAUCCGAUACUCGCCGUCUGUUGUACUUUGAUGGUACUGUAUCAGAAACGAAAGGUAUGUACAAAGUUUGAACUCGAUCGGAUGAUUGUGUAGAAACACAUACGGGACAAACAAAGGAAUUUUCUUUUUAUAUGUAUAGAUUGUAAAUACCACAAUGAUAAUUAGAUGAAGUUUUAUAUGUAUAUAUUUUAUUAUUGUGAUGUAUUGUCCAUUGAAAGUAUUAAUUUUAUACAUAUAAUAUGAACCUCAACCACAGGUAAAAAAAUAAAACAUCUUAGCUAGUGAUUUGAGUGGUUACACGUAGACUCAAUCUAAGCUAAAAUAUAUUUUAUUUUACAAUUUUGUUGUUGGGUUAACUAAAUAGUUAUGAUCAUCUUUGUGCUAAACUUGCCUCGAAACAUUGAUCAAAAUUAGAUUAAUUACUUUGUCUUCAAUCUGAACGGCCAUUGGUGGAUGGCCAUCGAUGACGCUAUAAGCGACCAAUGAGCAUUCAGUAUUCAGUCUGACUGAAGUAAUGAUGCUUUAGAAAUGACUCGUUAGUCAUUAAGGUUAUUAAUUAUUUUUUAAUUAUCAUAGUAUUGUUUACCAUCCUAUUGAAUUAUUAUCUUAAAAUAGGCAUGUUGUUGUAUUGUAUAUUAAGUAUUACUGUCUAUCUAAUUAUCAUUGUUGUUAGAUGUGUUAAGGCCAGUUCACACAUGUACCCAAGAAGCCUUUUAUGGUGGCUGUGAGAACAUAGAGGAUCGUAGCCAAAAUUAGUGUCGAAUAGAAUAUUCCAUUUUUAUAUUUAAUAAAUAUAUGUAUUUUAAUCUACGCCUUCAGUCUUAAGAUAUUCUUGCCGAUUUUUUUAUAUACUUUCUUAGAACUAUACUAAUUUGGCAGUACUAAAGACGGUUGUUUUUAAAAUCAGACGUAUACUUUAUCCACACAACUGUAAGAUAUAUUAUAUAUAACAUAUUUAUUUAUUGUAACUAAAGAGAUAGGAAAAUUUUUAGUCUAGCCUAAUUAGUGUUGAGAUUGUGUACAAAAGAAACGGCUUCACUGAUUUAUUGUAAUACGCAAUGUACAUAUGUGUACAAUUUUACGAUAAACUCACACUAUGUAUUAAAUUCACAAGCCUUAAUUUUUAGUUAAAAUUUUACGGUGCAGUGUGCAUGUGUAAACAGACCUUUAGAGAUAAUAAUUAUCUUUUUAUGCCCAUUUUUCGUGUACAGUCAUCACAUAUUGUGGAUAUAUUUUUUUUAAAUUUUUAUUAUUUUUUUAUUUUUAUAUGAAAGUUAUAAUGUGUGCCCAUAACAUGUUAAUUUUACUUUAAUGUUAAUUAUUUAUUAAUAUUUAUUGCAAUAUUAGGUGCGUUUUUUGGAUUUCAUGUAAUGUUGCUAUAUUUUUUUAUCAUCACAUUGAUAUUAUGUGCACUUUGGUGUCAGAUUUUUUCGAUUUAUUUUUAAUGUCAUUGUUGUAUAGUGAUAAUCGUGCAAUGAAUCGUCUCGAUGAAUAUCGAAGGGUUGCUAAUAAUCUAUUAGAUUUUUGUAGCCUUUUCUCAUGUGUUAUUUUUAUUAAGCCUUUGUAACUGUCAAAAUGUGAACGCGAUUUUAAAAAUAAAGAGGUAUUUGGUAUCAAUUAAUUAACAGUGUAGUUUAUAUGAAAUAUUAGAUGUAAUAAGGGGACAACAAGAGUUGACAGGAAGGCUUGGAACAUCAGUGAAACAUUGGUUUUGAUGAAUUUUUUUAUAAAUACUUACCAAAUUACGAUACUUCAAUAAAAUAGUUUAUUGACUAUCUCUGGGUACUUAAAGCAGUCAUUGCAAGUAGUAGUAUAUUUUUUUAUAUUCGACCCAACUGAGAUCUAUUAUUAUGGAAACAUUUAUUGCAUUAACAACAUACCACUACAGUGUGUAGAGGACUUCUAUUGAUAUUUGUACAUAUAUGGGAUAUAACGAAAAUGGUUUAUCUUUUUUAAUAGUUUUCCCAUCUAAUUUUUAGCUACACAUUAUCCUACAAAUUUUUAGUUUAAAAAUCGUUAUGUUCCUGAGAACUCAUUAGCCAGGUUAUUUAGUAAGAAGAUGUUCCCUUUGAAUGUAUAUAUUAGCUUUAAUUUCAUUUAAAAUAAUGAACUAUAAAUACAUAUAUCAGCAGUCUUACUAAUAAAGGAUAUAUAGCGGGUGAAUAGUUACACAGUAGUUUAUAUCUUUUUAACGACCAUUAUUUGAUCUUUGAAAAAAGAAUACAAAUUACUUUCUAUGCAACCACUAUAAAACCUUUUUUCUAGUAAGAUCUCAUUUUUAAUUCAACAUUUUUGACAGUUACCAUAGCUCGAUAGACCAGUGAGUUGUUAAUGCUAAAUAAUUAUUAUUACUUAAUCAAAUGUUCAAUUCAAAUUGGAUCUGAAAUAGCUACUUAAUAUCUUCGUGUCAUCGAUCAUAGAAAUUAAUAUAUCACCAAAGAACUAAAUUAUUGUAAUGCAAUAAAUCAAAUGAUCACUUUUGAUAUGAUUUUGUUUUAUUAUAAUAUGCUCGUAGCUGUAAUUUU